Molecule: messenger RNA, 540 nt
Organism: Solanum lycopersicum (tomato)
Lineage: Eukaryota; Viridiplantae; Streptophyta; Magnoliopsida; Solanales; Solanaceae
Source: RefSeq, a predicted model, not a curated record
AUGAAUUGUUUUGUGAUGGGAGUGUCUGAUGAUCUAGUUGAGGAGUAUUGUUUGGUGAUGCUUCAUGACAACAUGGACAUUUCUUAUUUGAGAAUGCAUUCUCAACAAGUUGAAGAGAGUAGGCUUAAGAGGAAGAUUAGGGAUACUAGGAAGACAAAGUCUUAUGAAAGAGGUACUUCUAAGGGAAGGUUGGAAGUUCAAGACAAACCUAAUUUCAAGAAGAGUUUCUUCAACCAAGUUCCUUCUAAUUUCACCAAGGCUCGUAAUUAUUGUGUAUCUAACCCUAGACCCCAAAGGGGAAGAGGUGGUGAUUCACCAAGUGAGAAAUCUACUUCUAUCAAAUGUGAUAGGAAGCAUGUGGGUCAAUGCCUAGUUGGAAAGGAUAAUUUCUUUUGUUGUGGAAAGAGUGGCCAUAAGGUGAGGGAUUGUACUAUGGUAAAAAGUAAAGUAAAGGGAAAUAUCCAAGCUCAAGCAAGUGGUCCUAGUUCAGAUGCUUCUAAGAAUAACCGCUUCUAUGCUCUCCUCUCUAGGGGUAAUUAA